Coturnix japonica (Japanese quail) is the source of this 514-nucleotide messenger RNA. RefSeq names its product ribosomal protein L35a (gene RPL35A). Gene Ontology annotation, biological process: translation. Gene Ontology annotation, molecular function: structural constituent of ribosome. Gene Ontology annotation, cellular component: ribosome. Lineage: Eukaryota; Metazoa; Chordata; Aves; Galliformes; Phasianidae. The record is from RefSeq and is a predicted model, not a curated record.
GCUCAGGCUGUGACACGGGCAGCCCGCAGCCGGGGCCCUUAGAGCCGCAAUCCCGGCGGGCCGCGCGCCGCCUCGUCCUUUGGCCGCCAUCUUGGCUGCGCGCCGUGCUGGCUGAGCUGCCGGGACUGCGCUGCACGAGGACGCCAUGACCGGGAGGUUGUGGUGCAAGGCCACUUUUGCUGGCUACAAACGUGGCCUCCGGAACCAGCGGGAGCACACUGCCCUGCUGAAAAUUGAAGGUGUUUACGCUCGCCAGGAGACAGAGUUCUACUUAGGCAAGAGAUGUGCCUAUGUCUACAAAGCUAAGAACAACACCGUCACCCCCGGUGGGAAACCCAACAGGACGCGGGUGAUCUGGGGGAAGGUGACCCGCGCCCAUGGGAACAGCGGGAUGGUUCGUGCCAAGUUCCGCUCCAACCUCCCCGCCAAGGCCAUCGGACACAGGAUCCGAGUGAUGCUGUAUCCAUCCAGGAUCUAAAUUUUUAUUGGAAAUAAAAUACAGAAUAAUCUGUUC